This is a messenger RNA of Rhipicephalus microplus (southern cattle tick), 3454 nucleotides long. RefSeq lists its product as uncharacterized. Gene Ontology annotation, molecular function: protein binding. The record is from RefSeq and is a predicted model, not a curated record. NCBI's taxonomy places the organism in Eukaryota, Metazoa, Arthropoda, Arachnida, Ixodida, Ixodidae. Gene Ontology annotation, biological process: positive regulation of mitotic metaphase/anaphase transition; protein ubiquitination; anaphase-promoting complex-dependent catabolic process. Gene Ontology annotation, cellular component: anaphase-promoting complex.
UGACUAACAUUUCAUCCCAUCUUCGAUCCCAAUCGCACAGCCGUUCUGCGCUCUCCAGCAUGUCGCAAUGUUUGAAUUUAGACUUCCCCGCGAUCAAGCGUGAUUUGCUACGCUCUCGGCGCGAUUGCGCUCUGCGAGGACUGCGGCAGAGCGCAAAGUGGGCGUCCGAGCUCGCGUACGCCCUGCGGGAUGUCGAGGCGAGUCCGCCGGACCAGGCGGCGUCCGACGACGACUUGGACGACACGUACUUCCUCGCCAAGAGCUACCUGGACCUCCAGGAGUACGACCGCGUCGCCUACUUCACCAAGAACGCCAGCGGGACGACGCGAUUCCUCCACUACUACGCCAGGUACCUCUCGGACGCGAAGAAGCGGCUGGACGACACCGUCGAGCCGAUCACGGCCACGGACCGCGGGGCGAGCCAGGAGCUCAAAGACCUGCAGGCUGAGUUGAGGGCCCUGCGGCCCAAGCUGGACGGCUUCUGCCUCUACAUCUAUGGCGUGGUCCUCAAGCGUCUCCAGCUGCGGCAGGAAGCUAUCGACGUCUUCGUCGAGGCGGUGCAAGCUGAGCCCCUGCACUGGGGUGCCUGGCUGGAGCUGUCCUCAUUGGUGGCUGACUGCGACCACCUGCGAAGCCUCGAUCUGCCUGACCAUUGGAUGAAGCAGUUCUUCCUCGGCCACACCUACCUCGAGUUGCAGCUCAGUGAGGAGGUGCUUGAGACGUACGAGCAGCUGCAGAAGGGACCCUUCCUUGAGAGCACGUACCUUAUGGCACAGGUCGCCAUCGCCUACCACAACAUGCGGGUCGUCGACAAGGCCAUCGAGUGCUUCCAGAAGCUGCGCAAGGUUGACCCGUACCGGCUGGACAACAUGGACAUCUAUUCCAACCUGCUCUAUGUCAAGGAGCUGCGUGUUGAGCUGAGCCACCUGGCCCAUAGCGUGUGCGCCAUUGACAAGUAUAGGCCCGAGACAUGCUGCGUCAUUGGCAACUUCUACUCGCUCCGCUCGCAGCAUGAGAAGGCCGUUCUCUACUUCGCCCGUGCGUUGCGGCUCAACCCGAACUACUUCGCGGCGUGGACUCUCAUGGGCCACGAGUACAUGGAGAUGAAGAACACCAAUGCCGCCAUCCAGUCGUACCGGCAGGCCAUCGAGGUGAACCGCCGGGACUAUCGGGCCUGGUACGGUCUGGGCCAGACCUACGAGAUACUCAAGAUGCCGAACUACUGCCUCUACUACUACAGGCAAGCACAGGAGCUGCGGCCCAAUGACUCGCGCAUGAUGGUGGCACUGGGCGAGGCGUACGAAAAGCUGGACAAGCACCACGAGGCCAAGAAGUGCUUUUGGCGGGCCCACUCUCUCGGAGACUUCGAGGGGCUCGCCCUGUUCAGGCUGGCGCGUGUCUAUGAGUGCCUCGGCGAGUGUGAACAGGCCUGCGCAGCAUUCACCGACUACGUACGGCAGUGCGAGAGCCAGUGCUACCGGGCAGACCGCGAGGACCUGGCUCACGCCUGCCGCUUCCUGGCCAGGCACCACCUGGCCCAGAAGGACCUGGAUGCGGCGUAUGAGUACGCGCACAAGUGCACAGAGUUUCCCGAGACCAAGGAGGAAGCGCGGGGCCUGCUCAAGCAGGUGACGGAUGCCCGGGUGCUCCUCGAACAGGACGUGGCGGGCGGGGACAUGCAAAUCGAGGAGGACGAAGAGGACGACGACUCGCUCCUCACCGGACGAGACUUGCUUGUCUGCGAGGUCACGGACAUUGGGGACUUCGGGACUCCGAACAAGUGAUCGCUGUUGUGUAGAUGGAAACUGAGGCAGUGGCUAGUCCGGUGACAUGUGCGUCUUUACACAGCACUUGUAUUUCAUUAUUUUUCUUAUUCUUGGGUUUUGUUAAUUUUUUCACACGCUGUGUAAAGCUCGCAGAUGGUACAUGGGAAAUGGGCCGUGUGAUUUCAGGCCUAAGGGGGCGACGAGAAUUACUCGAUGUGCCGCUUGAACAAGACUUCGUCACCUGCGACAUCGAGGAUGCGAGGGAGGCUCCUAAUGCUUCGGGGAGUCGUUACUGUCGUAAAUCACUGACGCCUAUUCAAUUGUCUUGUACAAGAGCGAUGGCUGCAGCGGUCGAUGCAUUGCCGAAACCUGUAAAGUCACUUAGAUUGAAAGAGAAUUUUUUUCUUCAAUAAAUUGUCUUUUACAAGAGUGAUGGCUGCAGCCUUCAAUGCUAUGCUGAAACCUGUAAAGUGACAUAUUGAAAGAGAUUUUUUUCUUCGAUGAAUUGUCUUUUACAAGAGUGAUCGCUGCCGCGGUCAAUGCAUUGCUGAAACCUGUGAAGUGACUUAGUGUGACUUAGAUUGAAAGAGAAUUUUUUUUUUGAUGAAUUGUCUUUUACAAGAGUGAUGGCUGCAGCGGUCGAUGCAUUGCCGAAUCCUGAAAAGUGCCUUAGCGUGUGAAAGGCAGUUUUUUUUUCUUUGAUGGGGCUUGUUAAUAUGUAUGACGCAAUGAAAUGGAGAACAAUUGCCUUUUCCAUCGAUGGAAUCGCACCAACUGAAAGGAUGAUUUUAUGCCCUUAUUUAUUUACAUUUAUAUAACAAUUAGAAUACUACACACAAAGGCAGCAAUGUCCUCAUUGAUUUACAUGACCUAAUUGUCUGUUUGAUUCAUUUGGUUUUGCACUGUGAUGACAAUUGUGCGGGAUUAUGGACUGAUGAGACAUUGUGCAUGCGAUUUCUCGUUGGAGACGAAUCAUGCUCUUGAGGGAAGUGCAUGCUUUCUUGCGAAUCCACUUGUCAUUAAGACUUUUCCAACAUUCAGGGUUGGAUCAGAAAAACUUUUUGGGUGGUCAUAGCCUGACCAUCCUAUGUGCAGAAAUUUGCCCCAGGUUAAAUGUGUGUCAGUGUUAUUAGAGUUGCUGCAGAAAAAGAAAGGGAUUUGGCCGUGACGUGCUGUUCAGAGAGCGAAACUCUCAAACAGUUAGUUGGGAAUCGAUGCCUGCAAUGGGUGGCCACUGCCACGUAUUAAUCAAUAUUAUAUACACACCGAAUUUGAAGGAACUGAGGGAAGUGUGGCAGGCAUUAAAUCUUUGAGCUCACUGCAGGAAAAAAUGAAAAAAAAAAGAAUGGUGAAGUACUCAUUCCAUUGAGAUACUAUAUAUUCACAACCACCAGCUGUUGCCGUGUCGUGUGGGAAGAUGGAAUUGUGGGUGUCAUUACGUUCUUGCAUGAAGUUUGUUGUAUGUGCGAUAUAUAAUUGAAGAGCGAGAUGAUGAAAUGGGUAACGAUCCAGGCAACUUUUUUAUGUUGGAAACAUCCGAGACGUUAUAUCAGGACGUAUAUUAUCAUUGAUCAUGAUGUUGUUUACCUCAUGUUGCAAAGACAUUGUCUUUUGUUUUGUGCCAUUGUGGGUUGAAUAACGUGGUUUUGUGCUUACCGUCACUAAAGCCAAUUCAUCUGUUAGAAAAA